Molecule: messenger RNA, 5028 nt
Organism: Purpureocillium takamizusanense
Lineage: Eukaryota; Fungi; Ascomycota; Sordariomycetes; Hypocreales; Ophiocordycipitaceae
Gene: BUD4
Product: Bud site selection protein bud4, variant 2
Exons: 5
Coding region: 416-4651 (1411 amino acids)
Molecular function (GO): GTP binding
Source: RefSeq, a predicted model, not a curated record
CCUCCUCGCCGCGAAUCCCUUUCUGUUCUCUCCUUGAACCGAACCGCUGCCGCAAGCCUUGCGUCCGCAUCGUCAACGGCACCGCCUCGCCAAAACCCCCGUUCGUUACAGUUGCAUUCGUGUCUCCUCUCGCUCGCUCGUUCGUUCAUUCGUUCGAACGUGCGUGCGUGCGUGCGUGUGGUCGCCGCUUGGGCCGGGCUCCUACAUAUCUCCAUCUGCUUCCUUUGUCUGGGCGUCGCUCGCCCCAUCUGACAGUCACAAAAAGGGAAGCGACUGCGACACUGUCAUCAUCGACCCGGAUCAGGAGACGGAGCGUUCAAGCAUUCCAUCGCAUCCACCAUCUUAUUUGCUCGUCUGGGCUCGAUGCAUUCCAGCCUGAUCUAGUCUCAAACCCGAACAAUCAACAGCGGUCAUCAUGGCCUCAGAACCGGUUCAUCCCCUACGCAUAGCCAAAAACACGCCUAGCUCGUCGCCCACAAAGAUGGCCGGCAACAGUCUGCCCCGCCCUCUCUCAGAGAUUUCGCCCACCGAGAAGCGGCGCAACUCACCCAGCUGGCGACAGUAUACCCCGACAAAGGCCUCUGUCCCGGGCAACGACUCGUCGCCAUUCCAGUCGUCACCUCUCGACUCGGCGACAUCGCCUCGACUCUUCUGGCAGAACCGCAACGCCGAGAACAUGUUCGCUGGAGCCCGUUCGGGGUCGACAUCGCCAACCCGACGGUCCUCGAUCGAGCGUCUCCAGAGGGCAUCUCGCGUCCGGAACAGCAACAUUUUGGCUCUGGAGCAGAAGCAGGAAUAUGAUCCAACUCGGAUUCCUCACAUCGAGAGGCCCCUCGCUAAGGUCCAAGGAAACUCGUUCGCGUCGUCGUCUAGCUCGGGCGGCCUUCGUUCCUCCGACUCAGAGCCGCAGGCCUUCGACAGCAAGUCGAGUCUCUCCAUGAUGAGCCCUUCCAAGACGUCGCCGCUGGUGUCGACCAUCAGCUCCGGCGCGCCCCCUCGGGCCCCGAGCCCGAGCAAGGGCCAAGCCUCGCCUACUAAAUCCUCUCUCUCUCCGACCAAGUUCAACAAGGGCAUCUUCGAUCCAGAGGCCGGCACAUGGUCCGGACAUUCGUCUGUCGACGAGCACGACCUACCCGAGGGCCGCUUCCUGCACCGACACCCCAAGAGCGUGACGUUUGAUGCCGCGCCGCCCCAAAUCAACGAGUAUGAAAUGGCAACCCCAGAUCUGUCGUCUGUCGGCACGAACUCGCGCGAGGGUAGCUACGAAUCAGUCGAAGAUGAAGAUGACGACGAUGUCAUGUAUGACCCUGGACACAUUGGUCUUCAGGAUGACAGCUUUGACGCGUCUCUCGAGGACACGGACAAAACUCCCGUGGUCGGCCCAGAUGACUGGCGCGGCGAAAGCCCCAUGAUCCAUCACAGCAACCCGGUGGAGUUUGACGGUAGCCCAAUGCCCGAGCACAUUCCUUCCGUGGCUUCGCCGGCCCGCCCCUCUCAUCAGCGGACCGACUCUGCCAACUCAAAUGGUGACCAUCGUCCGCUGCCUCCCCUCCCAGGCCUCGGCCAUGUGAGGAAUCACUCUGCGGCUUCUGAGCCAGCAUCGCCCGGUCUCUCAGCUACGGCAGAGAGGAUGCUGGGUGGCAACUCGCAUCGCAGUCUGCCAGUUCCUCCUCCAGCGUCAGCCAGCAAGCUCGACAUCCAGAACUUCGGCAAUGGCAAGAUGACCCUCGAGGAGCGCCUGAAGCUUAUGAUGCUCUCAGACGACUCGAAUGGAAAGACUGCAGCCGAGCAGCAGCGUGAGCGCCGCCUUAGAAGGGGCGCAAGUCGCGACCGUGGCUCUACCCCGCAGUCCGAGGCCGAGUCCACCAACGAUUUGGAGGCCGCGGAAGAAGACGAUACCGUGGCAGAUAUUUCUCUUCUCGGCGACUACGAGAUGCCCUCCCGGAUUUCUCGGGAAUCUAUCAUGCGCCGCGUCAACGGCAACACAGCUCACGGCGACCCAGAGUAUCAAUUCUCUUCGCCGGCCGCGACACCAGUCUCGCACCGCAGCCCAGAGCGAAGUCCCGAGAGAGCAGAGUUGAUCGAUCCCGAUGUCCCGCUGCCUUCUACGGAGGACUCGAUUCUUGAAGGAGAAGAGGAAGAGGAGUAUGAGCAGGAGGACUCCGUCAUCAUUACUCGCAACCUUGAACACGACGAUGUAUUGGACCUGUAUGGCGAUGAUCUGGAUGAAACAGAAUCCGGCGAUUCGCAAACACAGCAGCAAGUGGACGCGGAGAGUAACUACUCGGACGACGAGCAGGCGCCCGACGCCGCCGAGAGCAAGUUCACGGAGGGUGGAGUCACUACUCCCCGAGCAAACUCUCCCGCUCCGUUCUUGAGCCUGGGUGCUUCCAUUCCCGAGCUCGCCCCUGCCUUUGCUCAUACACCCUUCUCUACCGAACGCACCAGCAUCACCCCUCCUGCGAUGCAAGAGGAGGCCAAGGAAAAGCCGGGCGAGCCCGAGAUCAGCGGCGCGAAGCGUCUAGGAACACCAGAGAGGCGCAUGUCUAAGCCUGAGUAUGACGGAACCGGCUGGGGUGAACCGGAGGAUGAAGAUGAUGACGAGCCCGGCACACCCGAAUCGGUUAUCCAUCAUCCCAUGGAUGAGUUCGAGAACGAGCAGGAGGCGCGAGAUUCGCCAAUUAUUCCUGAGCGCGUGGCAACCAUCAAGUCUGCGUCGGGCUCGAAACUUAAGACUCGUCUGUCCAACACCCCUGCCGACUUGGCUGCGAUGAGGGAAGCUCGCCGCCAGGUUAGCCAGGAAGUCCCAACUGUGCCACCGAUUCCUGAGAAACACCGCAACCGCCUCUCCCAAAACUUCGGUGAUAUUCAGGGCGUUGUUUCGGAAGAGGGUCUCGAGCGUCAGCCAAGCUUGAAGAACCGAAGCUUGACCCUGGACAUCGACAUGGGCCUCAGUCUCGACCAGGAUUUUGAGAGAGUUAUCGAGGCUCAAAAGGUUGAUAUGACCCCUACACAUCCCAUAAACGUAGCAAGACCGCGAACGGACAUCACGGCCCCCCUUCGCGAUCUAACGCUAAGAGAGCUCGAUGCUAACAUAACGCUCCGUUCCCAGCGCGGUUAUCUCAUGCGACAGAACACGAAGGUCGUUGCGGCCAGCGAUAAGGACGGUGAAAUGACUUGGAAGGCACGUUCAGCCAACAACUCUCCCGUCAAGUCCGACCGGCCUCAAUCAUGGGUCGUCGAACCUUGGAAUGGUCAGGUCCGCCAGAGAAGCGCCAGCCGCAAGCGCCCGGCUAACAACGGCGCCGUGCCGCCGUUGCCUGGCCAGGACAGCAACGCAACUGCCAUCAAUCAUGCGGCUGAGGAUGAUGCGCAGUCCGAAGCCACCAUUGACAGCGGUGAAAGAGGCCGUCUCUUUGUUAAGGUGAUGGGUGUCAAGGAUUUGGAUUUGCCCCUCCCGAAGAAUGAGCGCACGUGGUUCAGCCUCACCUUGGAUAACGGAGUUCACUGCGUUACCACGGCCUGGCUUGAACUGGCUCGUAACGCGCCAAUCGGCCAAGAAUUUGAGCUCGUCGUCCCCAAUGAUCUCGAGUUCCAGCUGACUCUCAAUGUGAAGCUGGAGAGACCCGUCCAGGAGGAGCUGCCCCUCGCGUCGGCCAAGAUGGCCAAGCCCAAGACGUCGACGUUCAGCAGGGUGUUUGCUUCUCCAAAGAAGCGCAGGGAGAUGGAGAUGAGGCAAAAGGCCGAGGAAGAGCGGUUUGCCCAGCAGCAGAGAGAUGCUCUCGCAAGACGUAACAACGCACCAACUGGCUAUGAGCUCCUCUCACCUCUGGCAGCAGAAGAUGGUAGCUUUGCGCGCGCGUACGUCUGUCUUAAGGAGCAUGAGAGCCGAUGCUUUGGGCGACCAUACAUGGCAGAAGUGGCCUGCUUCAACGAGUGGGCAACUGAGGAGGAGAGUUUCGCGUCGAGCGUCAAGAGCAAACGUGGCAACAACGGCGUUGUUCGCCGAGCACCUUACAAGAUCGGAAAGCUGGAGCUGCAGCUGCUCUUUGUUCCGCGUCCCAAGAACUCCAGGGACGAGGACAUGCCCAAGAGCAUGAACUCGUGCGUCAGAGAGCUGAGAGCGGCCGAGGAGAGGCUAUCGCGCAACUGGGAGGGUCAUCUCAGCCAGCAAGGCGGCGACUGCCCUUACUGGCGCCGCCGAUAUUUUAAGCUCGUUGGUGCCAAACUGACGGCGUAUCACGAGGCAACUCGACAGCCCCGAGCGACCAUCAAUCUCGGAAACGCCAAGCGUUUGAUUGACGACAGGCGGGCGCUGACUGAGAAGGAGACGGUCAAUAAGGGCAAGCGCCGCCGAUCAGCCUUUGCCGAAGAGGAAGAGGGCUACAUGUUCGUCGAGGAGGGUUUCCGCAUCCGAUUCAACAACGGCGAGGUAAUUGACUUUUACGCCGACACAGCCGAAGACAAGGAGGGCUGGAUGAAGGUGCUCUCGGAUGUCAUUGGACGGAGCGACGGCGGUGUGGACGAGGACAGCAACGGCAUCAGAUCGCGGGCGAAGUGGUGCGAGCUGGUCCUUAAGCGGGAGCAGGAGCUCCGGCGCCGCGCCGAGGGCCGACGCGUACACUCGCGAACCAAGAGCACGCUCCUUUAAGUGGCCCAUGAGACCACGGGAAGGUCGAGCAGUGACACGAGAGAUGAGUCUUUCACGGGGAAUGUGGCAACGGCACUGGGCAUGAUGACGAUUAGAGCCUGGAGCGAGGAGGCGUUGUUGCACCCACUCGUCGGGGUGCCUUUCCAUCUGCUGCACACGCGGCACAUUGUCCUUUUGUGUUUAUUUGCUCGUUUCCCCUUUGCUUCAACGAUGAAGCCAUGUUGGAUUACGAGAGUGUCACGGCGAGGCGAGGAAGUCGGCGUCGGAGGUGUCUAUUUCUUUUCUGUGCUACUACUACGGCCAGGUCCUGGCGGCACUCUCGUCUGUACGUAUGAAAUAUCUGUAUGAAAGAAGCUCGUGCCGGAAAAUAAUGAAGC